AUGAAUGAAAUCAACUAAUAGUUUUGUAAAGAAAAAUUAUAUUAGGUGCAGAAAGAACAAGGAGAAUAAAAAAUAUACAUCAGCAUCAUCAUCAGCACCAUCCAUAUCAUCGUCACCGUCACCAUCAACAUCAUCAACAUAAACAUAAGAGAUUGAAUAGUUCAUUAUUUUUUUAAUAAUAGAAUCAUUGUAAAUAACAAUUGGAACUAUACUCAUUUCUCAAAUACCCCUAGCAACAACAACAAAAAACAGAAAAAAAAUAGAAAAAAGCAAAACAAAAUAAACAAUUUUUUUUAUUUUUAAGAAAAUAACAAAACUGUAAAAUAAUUUGAUUAUUUUUUUAUGAUUUAAUUAAUAAUAAUAAAGAAAAGAAUAUUGGAAAUAAACAAGAUCAUCAAUCAACUAGAGUAAAAUACGUUGGUUACUAAUUAAAAUAGUAAAAUAAAAAAAGAGAACUAUUUUCUUCUUCAAAGCAAGAAAAACAAAGGAUUCAAGCAGAAUGGGACAUAUGUCAACAUUUAGUUGGUUUGUAUCUAUAUUUUUCUCAGUGGUAAUCAUACAAAUUGGUGUAACACAGCAAAUAGACAACAAUGAUCCAUACAGAUGUCAACGUAUUUGUACUCCAGAUAAAUGUCGAUGUAUUGGUAGAAAAGGAAUAGAAGGACCAUUUGGUCCUGUUGGAGCUCCAGGAACAAUUGGCUUAAUUGGUGAACGUGGACCACCAGGUAAUCCAGGAACAAAAGGUGAGAAAGGUGAGGCUGGUCAAUUAGGAAGACAAGGAUUUAAAGGUGAACGUGGUACACAAGGACCUCCUGGAUAUCCUGGUCAGCAUGGAUUUGAUGGUUAUCCUGGUUUCAUGGGGACCAAAGGAGACAAAGGUGAUCCUGGUUGUUAUGGUGACCCGGGAGAGAAUGGAAUGCCUGGCGAUUCUGGAAGACCUGGAGUAAAAGGUUUGCCUGGAUUUCCUGGUAAUAAAGGCACUAAGGGAACACCAGGUUGGGCUGAAAGAGGCACGAUUGGAUUCCCGGGGCCACGUGGAGAUAUUGGUCCGAUUGGAGAAUAUGGUUUUCCUGGUCAACCUGGUCCAAUGGGUGAUGCAGGCAAUCGUGGCUUAACGGGUUUAAAAGGAUUUAAAGGGGCACGUGGUUCUCCUGGUAUAAAAGGUCGUCCAGCAGCACCUAUUACCAUCGAAGGUCAAAAGGGUGAUAAAGGUCAACGUGGUCCACGUGGCAGUGAUGGUUAUCCUUGUACACUGGAUAUACAUGCACAAAUUGGACCACAAGGUCCUCAAGGCCCAGUUGGUUUUAAAGGAGACAAAGGAGAUCGCGGAUCAAUUGGAAACUUUGGUGAACCAGGUUUUGAUGGACCUCCUGGAAUCCCUGGUGAGAAAGGUCUUCCUGGCCGUCAUGGUGACAGAGGUCAACCAGGUGAUGCAGGCUUCCCAGGAUCACAAGGAGAGACUGGAAAACGAGGUCUAGAUGGUGAACCUGGUCGAAUAGGCGAACUUGGUCCUAAAGGUGACACAGGACCACCUGGUAUUGAUGGAGAACGUGGUCCACGAGGUCAAAAGGGUAAACCUGGAGGUUAUGUACAUUGUGCAGGACCAAAAGGAAUGAAAGGUUUACCAGGUUUUCCUGGAUUGAAAGGACUUUCUGGUGACGUUGGUCGAGAAGGUUUACCUGGUACUGAUGGUGAUAAAGGCGACACUGGUAUGAAAGGAGAUCGUGGUAUCCCUGGUCGAGGAUGCGUUGAUGGUCAACCAGGUCUACCAGGUCCGAAAGGAAAUAUGGGAAGUCCCGGUAUUCGUGGUCCACCAGGAAUUGCUGGUCUACCUGGAAUUACUGGAUUGCGUGGACAACCUGGUGAUGUAACUGAAGCAGCUCUUCCAGGACCAAGUGGAAAUCCUGGAGCCCCAGGUUCAUUUGGCAUGAAAGGUUUGCCUGGUGAUUCUGGAGAUCCAGGAGAAAAAGGUUUUCCAGGAGCUGGGGAACGAGGGCCGGCUGGACCGCGUGGGCCUCCUGGAGAUCCUGGUCUAGUUGGUAGACCUGGAAGAGAAGGACGUCCUGGUAUCAGAGGUCCAAAAGGUGUAAGUGUGGCAAAGUGUUUGUUCUGUGAAGAUGGUCAAAUGGGUCGUCCAGGAGACAUUGGAGAAAUAGGUGAUAGUGGUUUACCAGGUCGACCAGGUGCAAAUGGUCCAGAUGGUGAACUUGGAGAUAUCGGUGAUCCAGGUCGUCCAGGUUUACCUGGUCCACCAGGGAGAAAGGGUAUGGUAGGAUUCCCAGGUCAAAUUGGCUUUAAAGGCGACCCUGGUGAACCUGGAAUUCUAAGAAUUACAAAUCAACAAGUACUACCAGGCGAUCCAGGCAAUAGUGGUUAUCCAGGUGCUAAAGGAGAACCAGGUGACUUAGGUAAUCCAGGUUCAUUUGGUGCUCGUGGAGAAAUCGGACCUAAAGGACGAAUGGGUCUUCCAGGCACUCCCGGUAUACCAGGACCUGAAGGUGAUCCUGGUGAUAGAGGACUUCCAGGUGAUCCUGGAUUAGAUGGUAGGUCGUUUGUCGGUGAAACUGGAGAUCCAGGAGAACCUGGAUAUUCUGGACUGCCCGGUUCUAAAGGUAUGCCAGGAGCGAAAGGUUAUUGCGACCUAAUUCAACCCCAGUUAACUAAAGGCGUCUCAGGUGAUCGCGGUUUCCCCGGUGAUCCCGGGCUCCCUGGUGAACAAGGCUCUCAAGGAAGAAGUGGGAUGAAAGGCAUUACUGGGCUACCUGGAGCUCGAGGGAUUCCUGGAGAUGAUGGUCGUCCUGGAGUGUUUGGUUUUAAAGGUGAACGAGGUUUCCCUGGACCGAUUGGGAGACCUGGUUUUCCAGGUCUGGUCGGGACUCCUGGUUUAGGUGGUUUUAGAGGUGAACCUGGAUUCCAAGGACCUCCGGGUCCCAAGGGUCAGAAAGGUAUAAUUGGAGAACAAGGGGAUUCUGGCAGAAUCUCUUAUGCAAGCAAAGGUAUAAAAGGUCUUCAAGGUGUCCCUGGAUCUAUCGGUCUACCUGGUAUUGAUGGUAGGCCUGGUUUUAAAGGUUUCCCUGGUAGACCAGGGUUAAGAGGUGUGGAUGGUUUGUAUGGUCCAAAAGGAUAUCCAGGUCCGAAAGGCUUACAAGGUCCCAAAGGUUUACCAAGUGUCGGUAGAGAAUUAGGUGCAAUCGGUGUUAAAGGCAGACCUGGUAUACCGGGAUCAUUCGGACCAAAAGGAACACGUGGAAUGCCAGGUGUUUGUGAUAUCAAAGGUAUAUUUGGAAAUCCGGGUCCAAUGGGUCCAAUGGGCCGUCGAGGUCAACCUGGAAUCCCAGGUGUUUCUGGUGAACCAGGAGAUAUAGGUUAUGAAGGACCACUAGGAAGACGUGGACAAAAAGGUGACCGAGGUCUUAGUGGUUUGCCUGGAAGAAUUGGAACCCGUGGACCAAAAGGACGAAGUGGAUGGGCAGCUUCGGUUGGACCAAAGGGAAAUCCUGGAAGAAUUGGUCAGCCUGGAAAUCCUGGUUCACAGGGCAGACCAGGUCCUAUGGGGAGACAAGGUUUGAAAGGUUCACCUGGAAUAUCUGGAAGAUUAGUUGCUGGUGCUAUGGGUGAACAAGGACCUAUGGGGAUCCAAGGUAUUCGCGGGGAAAAAGGCAUUAGUGGGAUUCAUGGCAAAACCGGGAAACCUGGUAUUCCUGGAAUACAAAUAAAGGGAUUUCCAGGUAGACAAGGUCUGCCUGGACCAUCUGGUCCCCCAGGUGAUUCAGGAAGGCCAGGAUUUGCAGGCGUACGUGGAGCUAAGGGUGAUCAAGGUUUUUCUGGACGUAUGGGACUCAAAGGUGAUAUUGGUCCUCCUGGAUUCCCUGGAAGAGAUGGCAUUCCUGGAGGUUCAGGAAGCAAAGGACGAAGUGGCUCCCCAGGUUUUCGAGGAGAUGAUGGAGAAAAAGGUGAGAGCGGUUUGAUCGGUGAUCCUGGACCAACUGCACAAAUGCUGGAUGGUCGACAAGGAAGAAAAGGUCUUACUGGAAUCCCUGGAUCGUAUGGUUUGCCGGGUUUAAUCGGUGAUAAAGGCUUUUCUGGAGCACCAGGUUUGCCUGGAGAUGAAGGACUGCCUGGACCACGUGGGAUUCCUGGAAAUCCUGGUUUCAAGGGACUGCCAGGAGAUCCUGGUUUACCAAGUCGGUUUGGACAACCAGGGGAAGUGGGUGAUCGUGGUGAGUUUGGCCGCCCUGGUUUCCAAGGUCCAUUUGGUCAAAAAGGUAGUUUUGGAGAAAAAGGAGAUCAAGGUUUAACACCAUCCUGUCCUAUUGGACAACCAGGUAGACGAGGACAACCAGGUGGAGCUGGCCUACCAGGACCAGAUGGCGAAAAAGGCAACAGAGGUCUACCUGGGCAACGAGGUCCGAAAGGUGUGCGUGGUCUGACGCCAGAACCACUUCCUGGAUCAAAGGGUGAUAUGGGUCCAGUAGGCCUUGAUGGAUUACAAGGUUCAUUCGGUGAUCCUGGGUUUCCCGGACCUAGUGGAGUGAAAGGGCAGCCGGGACCAGUUGGGGACCCGGGAUUUCGCGGUACACAAGGGGACCCCGGUAGUCGUGGUUUUCCCGGAACUCCUGGUCAGGAUGGAGCACCUGGAAGAGAUGGUUUUCGCGGGAACCCUGGGCGCCCUGGCAACGAUGGGCCUCCAGGAAUGAAGGGGCUUCGUGGUUUGCCUGGCAAUCCUGGUUUCCCAGGAAUAAAAGGUGCUAUGGGGUCUCAGGGUCCUCCUGGUACUCCUGGCCAAAUGGGUGUCAAGGGUUUCCCAGGCCGGUCAGAUCGUGCACAAAAAGGUGUUCGUGGUGAUCCAGGCUCACCUGGAGCAACAGGUGAACCUGGUAUUCCAGGAUUGCCAGGACAACGUGGCAAACAAGGUGAUCCAGGAGAAAAAGGCAUUAAAGGAUUGCCUAACCCAAUUCCUGGUCCUAGAGGUCCUAUAGGCGAUCAAGGUCCACGUGGUGAUCCUGGUUACAGAGGAAUGAAAGGUUUUAUUGGUGAAAAAGGUCAACGUGGACCAGCUGGAAGAAAUGGAACAAUCGGGCUAGAUGAUAGUGGAUUUCUUUUCACUGUACAUUCUCAGGAUUCCCAACCGCCUAGUUGUCCAAUUUAUACAACACCAGUUUAUACUGGCUACAGUCUUGUUACACUUCAAGGUGAUGAUGAUUCAACAACAAUGGAUUUAGGAACACCUGGUUCAUGUCUUAGAAAAUUCAGCAUAAUGCCAUUUGCAAAUUGUUUUGCUAAAGUAAACGGUCAUUGUCAAGUGAAUAUGAGAAAUGGACGUUCAUAUUGGUUAUCAACAUUAGAACAAUAUAUGCUUUCUCCAGCCCGUGUUGAAAAUAUUAAACCAUAUAUUUCUAGAUGUAUUGUUUGCCAGUCUAGAACUUGGUUAGUAGCAUUUCAUUCUCAACGUGAUGAUAUUGGUCAAAUGUGUCCACCUGGUUGGGAAAAUGCAUGGAAUGGUUUCAGUUUUCCAAUGGCAAUUGGAUCAUCAUCAAAUGGUGGUGUACAACCAUUAGAAUCACCUGGUAGUUGUUUACAACAUUUUCGUGCUUUACCAUUUAUUGAAUGUAAUAAUCAUGAUGGAAAUUGUUUUCAUUGGCAAGAUGGACGAUCUUAUUGGAUGUCUAGUAUUAGACAAAAUGAACAAUUUAUUAAACCAAUUGGUACUACAUAUAAAACAGAGACAGGUAUCUUACAACAUGUUAGUCGUUGUAGUGUAUGUCGACGUGCAAUGGAGUCAUUAUUACGUUAAAAAAAUUUAAAUGAUUAGUAUAAAUAUAAUGGAUUCUUAUCAUUAUUAUUGUUACUAUUAUUAUUAUUAUUAUUGUUAUUAUUAUUAUUAUCAUUAUUAUUAUUAUUAUUAUCAUUAUUAUUAUGAUUCAAUGUUCCUUUCAGAUUUUGUCUUUAAGAAUAAACCACAAAACAAAUGAAUUACUCUCCUUCUUUUUUUUCAUUUCUUUAAUGAGAAACAUAAAUCCACAUAAACCGACACACAUUCACACACACACACACACCAAGAGGUUGUCAACUUGUAUUAUUUACCUUUUUUUCUAAAAAAAAAUGUAUACGGUAAAAUUUCACUAGAAAUAUUACAUUACCAUAUAGGUUAUUGUUGUAUGAUGAAGAAAUAUAUAUUGAAUAAAUCUUAUGGAUACAUUAGAUAUUUAACUAAAGUUCUAAUGUAUUAGUAUAAUAAUUGUUAUUAUUAUUAUUAUAGUUAAUUAUUAACGUUACGAUCAUUAUUAUUAUUAUUAUUAUUAUUAAUACUAUUACUAUUUUAGACAAUUAUUAUUUUUCAAAUUUUUGAUCAAUACCAAAUCGAUAAAUCUCUCUCUCUUUCUUU
This is a messenger RNA of Schistosoma haematobium, 6385 nucleotides long. Its product is annotated as collagen, type IV, alpha. NCBI's taxonomy places the organism in Eukaryota, Metazoa, Platyhelminthes, Trematoda, Strigeidida, Schistosomatidae. The transcript is spliced from 34 exons. Bases 500 to 5794 code for a protein of 1764 amino acids. The record is from RefSeq and is a predicted model, not a curated record. Gene Ontology annotation, cellular component: basement membrane; collagen trimer. Gene Ontology annotation, molecular function: extracellular matrix structural constituent.